Messenger RNA from Ectocarpus siliculosus, 714 nucleotides. The record is from the annotation of a GenBank genome assembly. NCBI's taxonomy places the organism in Eukaryota, Phaeophyceae, Ectocarpales, Ectocarpaceae.
AUGUCAAGAGAGAAGCUGGUGAUGCGGCGGUGGGUUUCUCUCUGCCACGCACUCGGCAUCGACAACGCGCCCUCCGAGGAAUGGGGCGAAACAUUGCGAGACGGAUACAGCGAGGAAGGCCGCCACUACCAUACGUUUGAGCACGUCGCGGACAUGCUGGAACAGGCCGACAGAGACUUUCCUAACCUGCGACAUCCACGGCUUGUUCAGCUGGCGAUCUUCUUCCACGACGUCGUCUACGACCCCAAGAGCGGGAGCAACGAGGAGGACAGCGAAGCGUUGUUCAGAAAGUUUUCGGAGGCAGUGGGAUUGAGCGCUUCAGACUCGACUACAGUUUCGGACUACAUCAUCGCCACGAAACGACAUAGCGUUUCCGGGUCGGACGACCAAGACCUGCGGGCUUUCAUCGACCUCGACAUGGCGGUUGUCGGGAGAGAACGUAGCGGAUAUCUCACCUACGCUUCACAGAUUCGCGAAGAGUACAUCCAUGUUCCAGCCGACACGUACUGCAAAAAGCGAGCGGAAAUUUUGCGCGAAUUUCUCUCGACAGGCUCGAUAUUCGCCACUGACGAAUACCAACGAACCUUUGAGGCAAAAGCGAGAGAAAAUGUGGCAGCUGAGGUGGAGAUGCUCAACGCAGGGGUUAUUCCUACCGGAUGCACGGAGCAAGUUGUUGAGAGGACGGAACAAGUUGCUGAGAGGAGGCUUUCGUAA